Alternaria arborescens is the source of this 636-nucleotide messenger RNA. RefSeq lists its product as hypothetical. Gene Ontology annotation, molecular function: transmembrane transporter activity. NCBI's taxonomy places the organism in Eukaryota, Fungi, Ascomycota, Dothideomycetes, Pleosporales, Pleosporaceae. The record is from RefSeq and is a predicted model, not a curated record. Bases 1 to 636 code for a protein of 211 amino acids. Gene Ontology annotation, cellular component: membrane. The transcript has 3 exons.
AUGCUUGCCGGUCUCAAGGAAGCUAUCCGCGACCCCAAAGUGUGGGUAUUCGUCUACAUGCAACACCUACACAUCGCUACCAACGGCUUCAAAAACUUCAUGCCGACGAUUGUCAAUACGCUAGGCUUCUCGCAGGAAGUCACACUUGUAUUGACAUGCCCACCAUAUCUGAUAGCAGGUGCAUUCUCCGUCGCAUGGGCGAUAUCAUCCGGUCAUUACAACGAGCGCACUUGGCACAUUACUAUCGCUAAAGGCGUGGCUAUCUUUGGGUUCGUGCUCGGCUGUGCGACUAUGAACGUGGGCGCAAGAUAUUUUGCCAUGUGCGUCUUCACAAUCGGUACAUAUGGCGUCAACAGUAUAAUUCUUGGGUGGGUAUCUUCAACAUGUGGGCAGACAAGGGAGAAGAAGUCUGCUGCUCUGGCUAUUGCCAACGUCGCGGCUACCCUCAGCUUGAUCUGGACUCCUUAUAUCUGGCCAGAGUCUUCGGAGCCGCGAUUCGUAUUUCCAUUGUCCAUGAGUGCCGGUAUGGCGCUGAUGUGUGCGGCUGGCGCGUGGCUCAUGCGGUGGUGGCUGAUCCGGGAGAAUCGAAGGAUCAAGAGUUCGAACUCCGAGACUACGAUGUUCUACGCUUACUGA